Molecule: messenger RNA, 813 nt
Organism: Suillus fuscotomentosus
Lineage: Eukaryota; Fungi; Basidiomycota; Agaricomycetes; Boletales; Suillaceae
Exons: 7
Coding region: 1-813 (270 amino acids)
Source: RefSeq, a predicted model, not a curated record
AUGCACUCCCUAGCGGGAACGCUUGUCCUUGCCUCCUCGCAUCCCAGCAUCCCCGUCAAGACGUCUACAACGCAUCCGUUAAAUACCAAAGUUCGCGUAGUAUCUGAUGAUUUGGCGAGCAACCAGUCUUCAUCUGCGCAAAGAGGGUCUUCUGCUCUGCGCAAGGUUGCCUUUCCUUCUAUGCUUGAUUUCCUUAAUUCCAGCGAACGUGAACACAUUUUCGGCUGCAUCGCAGAAUGCCAAGACGAGAGCGUCCAGCACGUUGCUCCAUCUAACAUCAAAUAUUCAUGGCACCAAGCGCUGUUUCAAGCCGGGAAAGAAGGGUACAUUUUACUCAAGGCUCGAGUGCAUUCGCUGACUAGCGUCAAAACGGUUACUAGUGCGCUUCGCAGACUACAUGAGCUCUGCGCACCGGGCAGGAACGACAUCCUUCGAAUACCACUACCUGAAGGCCUUGCUCCACUAUCGCCCCAGUCAUUAGACGAGUCCCUGACAAAACUCAUCGACAAUUACACCAUGCGUGGCCUCGUAGCCUGCUGUUGGGUACUAAAAAUCGGCUUGUGUGGAUGGAUCAAUGUGGACUUAUCACCGAACCCAGCAGAAGACGCCAAUGGCCUGGAGAACUAUGCGAGGAGGGAUACUUUACAACUCGUCGAGCGCGCGAUCACUGUUGUGCGGAGACGGCGAAGCGUCAAGGCCAUUGAGACGUUGGAACAGGUGCAGUUUUUGACCGAGUAUGUCGAGAAGGGGUUGGGCGGCACGGACAGACGUGAUCGUUUAUGGUUGGGGUGCAAUUUUGAUUUGUGGCUAUAA